Messenger RNA from Chanos chanos (milkfish), 994 nucleotides. RefSeq names its product DNA fragmentation factor, alpha polypeptide (gene dffa). Gene Ontology annotation, biological process: regulation of apoptotic process; apoptotic process. The transcript has 7 exons. The coding region runs from base 62 to 994 and encodes 310 amino acids. NCBI's taxonomy places the organism in Eukaryota, Metazoa, Chordata, Actinopteri, Gonorynchiformes, Chanidae. The record is from RefSeq and is a predicted model, not a curated record.
AAAGGGAGUCCCAUGCAAUCCUAACUCACUCCACUUCCCAGGAGUCAAAAGUUAUACAGCGAUGGCAGAGUUGAAACCGUGUAAGGUGUGUAAUUUCACGCGGCAGAAGUCAUAUGGACUGGUGGUACCUUCCCUGGAUCAACUCAAAAUUAAAGGAAGUGAGACACUUGGCUUCGGUCCUAGUGAAUCAGUUUCCGUUGUCCUAGAAGACGAUGGCACCAUCGUUGCUGAUGAAGCCUAUUUUUUGUGUUUGCCCUCUAACACCAAAUUCAUGCUACUGAAUGAAAAAGAGGUGUGGGCUCCUGCUAACAGAGUUGAUGGUGGCACCGCUUGGCUGAGCAGAGAGUCUGUAGACUUGGGUGACGUUGAAGUGGACUCUGGGAUGGAAGCCUGGAAAAGUUUGGCCCUCCAGCUGAAGCAGGACCUGGCCAGCAUUAUACUCAUGUCUGAGACAGAUCUACAGAGUCUGGUGGAUGCACCUUGCCCAGACCUGGCCACAGCGUUGGGGUUCUCUGAGCAGAAAACCCGAUCUCUGCAGGACACGCUGCUGAUGGUACUGGACCGCAGGGAAGAGGAGAGGCAGUCCAGGGAACUGUUACAGCUCUAUUUAAAGACCGUGGAGAAGGAAGGCAGUGAAGACGCUCAACAAGAUGAUGACAGCGUGAUGAUGGAUGAGACUGAUGGGAUUGAAGUGGACGGAGUAUCGGAGUUCAGCUCACGGACUCUGAUGGUUCUGAAAGGCAAGACAAGUCCUGAAACCAGAAUCUCCAAUGAGGAACUGCAGAUGGUGGUGAAGCACGGUACAGAAGCCAUGAUGCAGGUGUUGGGCUGGGACUUGGAGAGGACGUCUGUACUGGUACAGGCCUGCGAGGAGGAGCUGCGCAGACGGCUGGAGCAGGUGCAGGCUCUGCAGUCUCUCAGUACCCAUUCUCAGAAGAGUGGUCCUGUGCAGACAGACAAGAACAACCAGCCAGAAACCAAACGCAGCAAAUAA